AUGGACAACUCUUCAGUACCAUCCCAUCAUCUGAACUGUGCUCUAAACCAACAUUGUUUUACUUUGCACCAGUGUAGCUACCCACAUUCAGAGGGUUACAGCAGUCUUUCUCCAACAUCUUCCACAGAAUCCUGUGGCCUCUCCCCUCCAUAUAUGACAUGCCGAACACCUCAGGACACUUGUGACAAUAUUUCUGCAUGUAAUACUCAGAUAGAAGGUUUACAGAUGGACUCUGCAUGUGCUUCAAAUGGGAAGAACAAGAAGGGCAAGGUUAAGCUGGCACAUAGUCAACGACAGAGUGCCAGCGAGAGGGAGAAAUUGCGAAUGAGGACUAUCUCUAAAGCUCUGCAGAACCUCAGAAGAUAUCUUCCACCUUCAGUGGUCCCGGCUGACAAAAAUCUUACAAAAAUAGAAACCCUUCAACUGACGAUCCGCUACAUCUCGCAUCUUUCUGCGCAGCUAGGACUCAGUGAAGAAGUUCUGGAGCAACGAAGAUUGGCAGCAAUACAGGGGACUAACAGAAGCCUAGAUAAUCAUAUCAGCCAUAUGGACCAAAAUCACAGAGUUUCUUGGGAGGAAACUGAACAAACCUACAAGUCAGUUUCAUGCGCAAGCCCAGUGAUUGAAACAGAACAUUUUCCAGUUGAUAAUGAGGUACAGAAUACGCAAGGAAGUCGCCCGAUGCUCUGUCAAGUGCCGCAGACAUCAAAAGUGGAAUCCGGUCCUCCACUAUAUCAAUAUCCAGCAAUAAACACAUCUUUGGCCCAGUCUGAAAAUCCGUAUUAUGGCACAGACUUUCAGGAAAUGGUAAGCAGGAAAAUUAUAUAG
Pelobates fuscus (common spadefoot toad) is the source of this 828-nucleotide messenger RNA. Its product is annotated as mesogenin-1-like. Gene Ontology annotation, biological process: somite rostral/caudal axis specification; heart morphogenesis; regulation of transcription by RNA polymerase II. The transcript has a single exon. Gene Ontology annotation, cellular component: nucleus. The coding region runs from base 1 to 828 and encodes 275 amino acids. The record is from RefSeq and is a predicted model, not a curated record. Gene Ontology annotation, molecular function: RNA polymerase II cis-regulatory region sequence-specific DNA binding; protein dimerization activity; DNA-binding transcription factor activity, RNA polymerase II-specific. Lineage: Eukaryota; Metazoa; Chordata; Amphibia; Anura; Pelobatidae.